Messenger RNA from Mycena indigotica, 1191 nucleotides. RefSeq lists its product as uncharacterized. Bases 1 to 1191 code for a protein of 396 amino acids. The record is from RefSeq and is a predicted model, not a curated record. NCBI's taxonomy places the organism in Eukaryota, Fungi, Basidiomycota, Agaricomycetes, Agaricales, Mycenaceae. The transcript has 2 exons. Gene Ontology annotation, molecular function: protein binding.
AUGGCGCCCGCUUCCUUACCCGUUGAGCUGGUGACUGCCAUUGCGGAGUGCGCCCCGCCUUCGUCUCUGGCCACUCUCGCUCUCAGCUGUACCGCUUUUCGCGCAAUCUCGGAGGACUGCUUGUAUCAGCGCGUCGUCCUGGACCAUCGCACUUCGGAACAAGGAUUCAGCUGGUGCAGGACUGUCACAGACAACCCCCGCUUAGCACAGAAAGUGCACUCGCUCAGCUUCAUUCUACGGGUCAUGCUCCACCUCAACGAGUACGAUGCCGAAACCGAAGCACGACUCCUACUGGUAUUCGUUUUGGCGCUCCGUGGCUGCAUCAAUCUCAGGCGAUUCCGUCUUGGUUAUGGCUUGUUCGAACACCCGACAAGCUUGUACGACCUUCUCGGCCCUGGGUGCCCGUUCCGUCUCACACACCUGCACUUGGCGGCUUGGGAUGGCCUCAACGAUGAUGUCUGGACAGGACAGCCAGCGCUAACAUCGUUGGUCAUCCCAUCCUGGGCGGAGAACGACUUGUCUGCGGUUGCGAAUCUUCCCCUGGUCCACCUUUACGCGGCGCUCAAGGCGGUCCCGCCGGCCGACAACUCCGCAUGGCAGCUCGCACAUGCUAUUCUAACGACCAGCGACGAGGAUGAAGAGCCUCCCAGCUUCGUCAACCUUGGCACCUACGCGGAGACAUUGACCAACCUGGCGCUUGAAACGCACGGCCAACCUGAUAUCAACAUCUACGCCAUCCUAUCCAUGCUUGCCGACUCCCUCCCCGGCCUCACGACGCUCUACUACGACGAGACCGUCGGCAGCGCAGGUGUCCGCGAAGAGGGGACCAUACAACAGCCCCUUGCACGCUUCCCACACCUCACAGCCUUCUUCUUGCGUUUCUACCUGGGAUCGGGGUCGCUUGUGAAGUUCUCAGGCGCUGGCGAAGGCGGGGAAAACAUCGACUUUAAAUUUGAAGAGAAGACCAGUCCCGAAACCGCCCUCCAGCACCUCGGCACGUCGGUCCUCGCCACCAGCAGCUCGCUGCGUCAUGUCGAGAUCGCGUGCAAGAUGUCGGGCUCGUCUGGCGGGAUGCGAGUCAUGUCUUCGCGAUGCUCUAUGUUCUCGCGCGUAGCCCCCGGUGCUCCGGUAGAAGUAGAGAGCUUCCGGGACAGGCAAUCCAACUAUGAGCGAGCCUUCUAUGACGCAUGA